Molecule: messenger RNA, 2276 nt
Organism: Osmerus eperlanus (European smelt)
Lineage: Eukaryota; Metazoa; Chordata; Actinopteri; Osmeriformes; Osmeridae
Product: rho-related GTP-binding protein RhoA-C-like
Exons: 5
Coding region: 26-607 (193 amino acids)
Biological process (GO): small GTPase-mediated signal transduction
Cellular component (GO): cytosol
Molecular function (GO): GTP binding; GTPase activity; protein kinase binding
Source: RefSeq, a predicted model, not a curated record
AAGAAGAGGAAAGCGGACACAUACGAUGGCAGCCAUUAGAAAGAAGCUGGUGAUUGUGGGGGAUGGAGCGUGCGGGAAGACCUGUCUGCUCAUCGUCUUCAGUAAAGACCAGUUCCCCGAGGUCUACGUGCCCACCGUGUUUGAGAACUACGUGGCCGACAUCGAGGUGGACAGCAAACAGGUGGAGCUGGCGUUAUGGGACACUGCAGGUCAGGAGGACUAUGACAGGCUGAGGCCUCUCUCCUAUCCGGACACAGAUGUCAUCCUCAUGUGCUUUUCCGUAGACAGCCCCGACAGCUUAGAGAACAUUCCAGAGAAGUGGACCCCUGAGGUGAAACACUUCUGCCCCAACGUUCCCAUCAUCCUCGUGGGCAACAAGAAGGAUCUGCGCAACGACGAGCACACGAGGCGGGAACUUGCCAAAAUGAAACAGGAGCCUGUGAAGCCAGAGGAAGGCCGGGACAUGGCGAACCGCAUCAGUGCCUAUGGUUACCAAGAGUGCUCUGCUAAAACCAAAGAUGGCGUGAGGGAAGUGUUUGAGAUGGCCACCAGGGCGGCGCUGCAGGCCAAGAAGCGCAGCAGGAAGAGCGGCUGUCUGCUCCUAUAAGCUCUGGCUGGGAAGCUGUCCUCAAGCACAGAUCUCGGACAGCUUCGUCCCUCUGCCCUUUUCUAGAGGCUUGGGGUUUGAGGGGGAAUGGGGAGAGUGGUUAGAGCCAGGAACAGGUGCAGGACUGCCCAAUUCCAAAUCGUCCCCUCGUCCUCUUGAACACUCCUGUAGAUCUGCAAAGAUUAGAUUGGCAUCCACAUUAUAGCUGUAAGUCCUCCUUUUCGACACAGCGUUAACAUCUCUCAAUUCCCUUCAGGUGUAAAGUUACGUAAGCUAGGGACAAAUGGUUGAAUUGGAAUUGGGCCAGGACGUAUAAUAUAGAACUGUGUCAAGCAGAAAAUGAAGACACAAGUGAUCCCUGCCGGGCCAAAGGUUCAUACAUGAGGGGGAGGGGGGGACAUGGAAUUGGUAAAUUUGAGAGAUAGACAAAGACAAUGUCAAGGCUAUAAUACAGGUUAGAUGGGUAAAAUAAAGGCCAUAUCUAAGUGAUCUUAUAUAGCCUAAACGUUGUGCCUUCAGAACAGUGGCUUGGAAGAGCCUGGAACAGGGAGGGGGGAGGGGGGGAGGUGGGUCAAGAGUCUGUGUCGCGGGGCGUGUCGGGGGGGGGGGAUACGGGGGGGGUGGACUCUUCUGCUGUCAUCACAGAUCUUUAGGUGUUUCCCUUUGCGUAUGUGCCACUUCAGUGAAUCCUGUCUCAUCAUUGGCUCAGUUUCCUCAGGCCCCAUGUACUGAACUCAGGCACUGUGCUCAGUUUGUCUAUAGACCAGAUUGUACGGAGGUGUGUUCCCCCACAACAAAAUAACCCGCUUGAGAUUCUUAGUGCUGUACGUGUGCCUAUAUUUUGUAACUCCAGCGUGUGUCUGUUUGAGAGAGAGUCUGCAUGUUCGUCCAUGUGGAUGCAUGUGUGUUUUAGUGUAUGUUUGUAUCCAUGAUAUCCAUGUGUUUUUUUGUUGUUGUUGUGAUACACUUGAUUGUCCAUGUACUGUACACACACACACACACACAACCUAUUUUGUCUCCCAGACCCUGGCCCCAUGCCAAAGCCCCCCUUUACACAGCCACAGUCUGGCAUAGGGCUCAAACGGGUAACAAGACUCAACCACAUAGUGAAUUUGUCAUCUUCAAAGCAUUUUCUUUUGCUUGUUGCAAGUUAACAUUGAGAAUCCUUUCCCCCCCGCCUUUAUUUUUUAUUUUUAAGUUGACUGUAUUGUGUAAAGGUUUUGCAAUGCAUUUUGAUCAGGUGAGUCUAUAUGUGGGGUGAGUGGGCGAAGUUGAGGAGGUGAUAGUAUCUGGUGUCACAUCUCCACAGGCUUGUAUUAAAGUGCCUGUGCUGUAAGGCAGGGUUAGUAAAGAGAUAAGCUAAUGUUAUUAAACAUGAGCUUACUCCGAUUUUCCCUUCAAUGUAUUAAUAUUGUUGUUAUUAUUGUUACAGUUGUCAUUGCCAUCAUACUUUCUCAGUAUAUUUUAACCCUCUAUAAAAUCCUGCUGUUCUGUGAACUUUUUCUGCGUUGAAAUCAUUGCUUUUCAAAAAGUCGAAUUAGUGAGGAAUAAGAAACAGUAACUGUGUGAUUAAAGUGGGUAAAAGUCUGGGGGACUCUGGGCUGUCAUAUAUUUUUUUUUGUACUGUGACAUUUCUUGAGUCUUUUCAAAUAAAGCUGGCUUUCUGGUU